GUUCAACUCAGCUGAAUUUAACGGUAAAAGUGAAAAAAUGCAAGUAUCCUGCGGAACCCAACCUAAAAUAGACACCUGCGUUGAUAUCUCUAACCUGCUUGACAAAAGUCCUCAACCAAAAGCAUCACUAUGGAUGGGGUAAGACCCAGUAGCUUAAGUACAAGAUGGAGAGGCCCAUGUGGGCUAAAGAGGAGUGCUGAGGUUGUAACUUUUGGGGUUGUUAUAUCAGCUGCAUUCUUGAUUUUCCUAUCUAUGGGGGGACUAAAAAGUCGAAAAAGAUUGGAUCUUGAUCACUCUAGUUUUUGCCAGUUUCCAGCAAUUUAUAACUUUGGUGACUCCAAUUCGGAUACUGGAGCUGUUUCUGCUACCUUUGGUCGCCUUUCUCUUCCGAAUGGGCAGACCUUUUUUGGGAAACCUGCUGGGCGGUACUGCGAUGGUCGUCUCAUUAUUGAUUUUGUAGCUGAAAAGUUGGGAUUACCGUAUUUAAGUGCAUACCUGGAUUCUAUUGGAGCAAAUUUUCGACAUGGAGCAAAUUUUGCUGCUAGUGGUUCUUCCAUCCAGCCAGCUGAUUCUGCAAUAUUAAAGGGACAUGUCAACCCUCUCUCCCUCAAUAUACAGCUUUUGCAGUUUGAACAAUUUAAAGAAAGGACUGCUGAGUUAUAUACAGAAGCAAAAAACUCAUACCACAAAAGUGGUCUUCCAAGACCGGAGGACUUCUCGAAAGCUCUGUACACGAUGGACACCGGACAGAAUGAUCUUCAUGCUGGCAUUACAUCAAUGAGAGUAGAAGAAGUUCAAAAACACAUUCCAAAUAUUAUUAAUGAGUUUUCUCUUAACGUAAAGAAUCUGCACCAACUGGGAGCAAGGACAUUUUGGAUCCAUAAUACAGGUCCAAUUGGGUGCUUGCCCUUUUUUGUUGUCAACUAUCCCCCAAAAGCAGGCAAUUCUGACCAAAAUGGCUGUGUGAAGUCUUACAACGAUUUAGCGCAGGAAUUCAAUAGGCAACUUAAGGACAAAAUAAGCCAGCUAAGGACACAACUCAGUGAUGUAUUUAUCACUUAUGUUGAUAUUUACUCCGUCAAAUAUGCUCUCAUCAGUGAAGCAAAAAAAUAUGGUUUCAGCGGUCCUCUUGGUUACUGCUGCGGGCAUUAUGGAGACUAUCGUGCAAGGUGUGGGCGGAAAUCUUUAGUGAAUGGCACUGAAUUGUAUGGAACUUCUUGUGAAAAGCCAGCAGAAUACCUUAGCUGGGAUGGUAUACAUUAUUCCGAAGCUGCAAACAAAUUGGUUGCUGACCAAAUUCUAGACGGGUCUUUCUCUGAUCCAUCAAUAGCCAUCAGUGAAGCAUGUCACAGGCCUUUGUAAUACUGUAAUUCAUUGUAACAAAUCAGUGUUGAAUUUGUACACAGCAUUUUUAUGAAAUGUGAUGUUUUUUUUGCCUUUUUA
This is a messenger RNA of Daucus carota subsp. sativus, 1443 nucleotides long. Its product is annotated as GDSL esterase/lipase At5g14450. The coding region runs from base 130 to 1362 and encodes 410 amino acids. The record is from RefSeq and is a predicted model, not a curated record. NCBI's taxonomy places the organism in Eukaryota, Viridiplantae, Streptophyta, Magnoliopsida, Apiales, Apiaceae. The transcript is spliced from 5 exons. Gene Ontology annotation, molecular function: hydrolase activity, acting on ester bonds.